AUGGACGCAAAGGAAAUCGAACUUAAGGCCAAGGCCUUAACGAAGGCCGCAACGCAGAACGAACCUUCAGCAAAUAUUGUGCCACUGCUUAAAGAACUGCAACAGGGUGUGAAGGCGACUGAGGAUCUGCUACGGUCCACCCGAGUGGGGAUCAUUGUAAACAAGUUCAAACAACACAAAUCACCCGAUGUCGCCCGGUUGUCUAGCGAAAUCGUCUCCAAGUGGCGCAACGAAGUCAACAAGCAAAAAGCCGGCGGAUCGCCCAGUGCCAGCCAGCGGUCGAGUGGAUCACCGCGCCCAGCACAGAAUGGAACCGCAUCGCCUGCCGGGACGACACCGUCAGACAAGACAUCGAAACUGUCGGUUCCGCCGGAUCGACGCUCGUGGAAGGCAGACAGCGUGGACAUCAAUCAGACGGGAAACAAGAUUCGGAACAGCUGCAUUGGGCUGAUGUAUGAUGGACUGUCUCUGAACUCGACGGAGUCGCCGCGAUCCGUCCUGUCCAAGGCGUCGGCUGUAGAGGCGGCUGCAUACGCAGUAUAUGGACCGGAGACCAAGGAACAAUACCGCACCAAGAUCCGCAGCUUGUACCAAAAUCUCAGGAACAAGUCGAACCCGACCCUCCGAGUGCGUGUGCUCGGCAACGAGGUGACGCCCGAUCAGUUCGUCAAGAUGACGCACGAUGAGUUGCGAUCGGCGGAGCAGCGCGAACAGGAUCGCAGGAUCCAAAAGGAGAACAUGGACAAGGCCAUGGUGGCACAAGCAGAACGCAGCAUCAGUACUAGUCUGCAGUGUGGUAAAUGUGGACAGCGCAAGGUCACGUACACGGAAGCUCAGACACGCAGUGCAGACGAACCAAUGACGCUGUUCUCGUUCUCAACCUCCGCGCUUCUGUCCAACUUCACCAGCUCGAUCACGAACCCGACCAUCGUCAUCGAGCACGGCCCCCCGGAACUACUGCCCUACUUCGGGCGCAAAUCCACCGGCCCCGAUGCCAUAGUCACGUACUUCGGUCUCAUUGCGGAGCGCGGCCCUCGAGAACGUGGCGUGGGAGGACGAGAAGCAGUGGUUGGUGGAUGA
Molecule: messenger RNA, 1080 nt
Organism: Aspergillus tanneri
Lineage: Eukaryota; Fungi; Ascomycota; Eurotiomycetes; Eurotiales; Aspergillaceae
Gene: DST1
Product: transcription elongation factor DST1
Exons: 2
Coding region: 1-1080 (359 amino acids)
Biological process (GO): DNA-templated transcription; transcription elongation by RNA polymerase II; transcription elongation by RNA polymerase I
Cellular component (GO): nucleus
Molecular function (GO): RNA polymerase II transcription regulatory region sequence-specific DNA binding; zinc ion binding
Source: RefSeq, a predicted model, not a curated record